AAAGAAGAAAACAACAGCCCGAUGAUUGUGAUUUCAAACGUGAACCAUUCGAAAGCGGUGCCAAAAUCAGGGUGGACAUUUCGAUCGGAAAAGGGAUGAGCGGGAAGAUGGACUGGUUUCCCAGACAUUCCGAUUCAUCAUGAUGAGGAUCCUGCGCACUAUGGUCGUCUGCGUCAUCUUCUCAGCGGCUGCCGUUACCUCCGGACCGACUUCGGACGACUGUGAUUGGACGGGGAGUGGCACCCCGGAUAUGGCCCAGUCUCGCGGCGUCCGGCCCGUGUACCUGCGCUGCAACCAGGGAAAAGUCCGAUGGAACUAUCCCCAGGGCGCUCUCCGGAUCGUCCUGCAGCACAGGCCCGCGGGGAGGGAAUUCGUCGCUUGCGUCCGGAGAUCGAACGGCUCCUCCGGGGCCCGGAUCUACGUGGCCGGACGGAAGAAGCUGCACAGGGUGUUCAGUCCCAGAGAUGCUCUCGGCCUGGUCAAGUGCGUCGCGUCCCAGGGGGGCCAAGUGGCACUGUAUGUGGAGGCGGAUCCCGUGACCGACGCCCUGCGACGGGCCACUUCGGAAUUCAGUUACCACUUGAAGAGGAGGACAGAUGAGUGGAAAUACAAUGCUAACAUAUGUGUAUUUUCAGAUUGCCGGCCUUGCUCUGAAGAACAGCUUCUUCGACAAUACUGUUCAAGUGACUUUGUGAUCCAAGGUGAAGUUGCCAGUUUAUUUCACAACAAACCUCUGCAGACCACGGAACUGACCGUCAGGGUUUCUCACGUCCACAGAACCAACGAACAGGGGAACAACGAACAGGGGAAAUUCUCCAGUUCCUCGGACUUUUCCUCCGGCCUUACAGGGAGUUCCCAAAAUAUAGUCCUGCACAGGCCCUUGCAUUGCGGCACAAAGGCAGGAAAUGGGGAGUACUUGUUUUUCGGUGAUUGGGUACUGGGGUACCCGAACUUGUACUGUGUUCCGAGACUCGUCGAAUGGAAGAAAGUCAGAAGGAAAGCAUUGAGAACGGGUGUGAGUGAAUGCCUGCUGUAGCUGUGAUAGAUGUCGCUAAGAUGUCCAUGCGAGAAACUCUCAUCGAAAGCUCUCGAAUGAACUUCUCCACUCACCGUAUUUUCUGACUGUCCAACUGUGUGCUUCCAUGAUAGUAAUUGCAGUAGAGUGCCGAUUAUCCGAACUUCAAUUAACCGAACUGUUUCAUCUGCCGAAUUUGUUAUCUGUCACUGUUUUUUGUUUCCUCAAGUGACUUUGAAACUGUGUCCUCCCCCCUCCCUUCCUCGAUCAGUGUGUUGGAAGCACUAACAAAAAAGUAUGGGCUUCAAAUGAAAUGAACUCUGUUCACGUGACAUCACUGCGGGCAUAUGUGUUCUGGACAAAUAAGUAGCAGACAGACGGAGUUCCAAUUCUUUGCUUCCCAUCAGCACGCGUGUUUUUGCGGUUUUUUCUGUUUACAAAAUGUUUUGAAGUGAAAGUUUCUCUCUUGGAAAUGUUUGAAGGAAAAACGAUGAUCGGCACGAUAAUCGGUCUCUGCUGUACUUUGUGAUACUUGAGACACAUGUACAAUUGUAGUACAUGUUUAUAUAAGCCAAAACGUCGUUUAUCGUUAAAAAAAAAAAAAAAAAAAACUGAAUGUAUUAUAAAAAAGCUGUGUUUCCUAUUUUGUUGAAAUUAAUACUCAUGCCUCAUUAAGUUUCAUAAAAAUAUUCUUGUAUGCUUGAAUAGUUAAAUAAUUGUUAAAUAGUUGUCCUUGAAAUAAAGAUUAAAUCCGUGAAAUAUCAAAGAAAUUAUAUGUUUCGCUUAACGCAUAAUAAAGUUAUAUUUGUAAAAAAAUAAAAAAUACGAGUAAUAAUUAUAUAUAUAUAAAAAAAAACUGUCUAUGAUGUAAUCAUUGUAAUGGUGAUACAAAUGAUGUGAAAUGAUGAUAAAUGACGCAAAUAAUGUUCAUUAUUUAUGAUAAUGUUCAUCUAGAAAGUUGCAAUGAUCUCAUAUAAAAAUAGCGAUCUACUUUUGUAAGUAAUUACCAAACAAAAAAAAGAGAGAAAAAAAGAAAAAGGAGGGAGGAAGCUUUGUAAAAAGCAUAUGCAAUGAUAUUUUUAAAAAAUAAAUCUUGUUGAUUUAUUGAUGUGAACCGAAAUGGUCACAAACGUUAAUGAUCUCAGAUGCAAGCGAUACUUUUUGCUGUAAAAAGAAGCG
Messenger RNA from Uloborus diversus, 2194 nucleotides. Its product is annotated as meteorin-like protein. The transcript has 5 exons. The coding region runs from base 140 to 1036 and encodes 298 amino acids. Gene Ontology annotation, molecular function: hormone activity. The record is from RefSeq and is a predicted model, not a curated record. Lineage: Eukaryota; Metazoa; Arthropoda; Arachnida; Araneae; Uloboridae.